UCACCCACCCGCCCCGGGUCCUGCAGGACAGGGGACCCCGCGGCAUCAUGGCAGCGCUGCAGAACGAGGGGGAGGCCCAGAAGCUGCGAUUCGGGCCCUGGCUGGUGAGCGCCGUCAGCAGCGGGAACUACCGGGGGCUGCGCUGGACCGACCCGGCCCGCAGCGCCUUCCGCGUCCCCUGGAAGCACAACGCCAGGAAGGAUGUCACCAGCAGCGACCUGGAGGUCUUCAAGGCCUGGGCAAAGGCAAGUGGGCGGUAUGAGGGGUGCCCCGAGGACCCGGCCAAGUGGAAGACCAACUUCCGCUGCGCCCUGAGGAGUACCCGCAUGUUCGUGCUGCUGGAGGACCGCUCCAAGUGUGGUGACGACCCGCACAAGGUCUUUGCCAUCGCCCCAGACGCCCUCUGGCACGGCGAGGAGGGAGAUUUUGUCAGCUCUGACCCUGCAGUGGACCAGCAGCCGCAGCUAGAGCUUGAUGCUCAAGAGGUGGCCCCAGAAAUCACUCCCCCAGGCAGCACCGACCCCACACGGCCCCCGAUACUGGAGGAGCUGGAGACACUGCAGUGGGUGCUGCAGCAGUGCGACAUCUCCCCCCGCAACCUUGGCCCCCCGACCCCAUCCUGGGCGCCUGCAGGGGACGCCCCCCACCAGGACACCCAGCACCAGCCUCACCCAGAUCCCAGCCAAAACAACUGCCUCCCCCCGCCAGCAUUUCAGCAAUGGGUGCCCGCAGUGGAGCAGCCCCCCUUGGGUGCCUACAGCCCCCCGGACCCCAUGCUGCUGGAGGAGCAAGGGGCCAUGCCACUGCCGUGCCACCCGCCGGAGGUCACGGUCCCUGUGCCAUCCCCAGGGGAGGCGAUGCUCUUCGUCCCCGCCACCAGCCCUGUGCCACCGCCACCACCGCCAGAGGAUAACACAGAUGGCAUCAUCCCUAUCCUGGACGUCAGCAUCUACUACCGGGGGAAGCUCUUUCACCAGGAGGAGGUGGGGGGCAGCCAGUGCCUGCUGGCGUACCAGCCCUCUGACCCAGCCGUGGCCCUGCGCCCCGGGCGCCUGGUGCGCUUCCCCAGCCCCGCCGAGCUGGCUGACGGCAAGCAGCGGCGUUUCACCGAGGAGCUGCUGGGCAGUGCGGGGCUGCAGCUGGAGCAACGUGCCCGCAAGCUCUUUGCCACCCGCCUGAAGAAGUGCAAGGUCUUCUGGGCCCUGUCCCAGCAGCUCGAGGGUGUCGGGGACCCCCCGCCGAACCUGCUCUGCCGGGACCAGGAAACCCCCAUCUUUGACUUCAAUGAGUUCUGCACAGAGCUGAGGGACUUCCGCAACGGCCAAAGGCAGCGGUCCCCUGACUUCACCAUCUACCUCUGCUUCGGGCAGUCCUUCUCCAAGGCCAAGCCCAAGGAGUCCAAGCUCAUCCUGGUCAAGCUGGUGCCCAAGUUCUGUGAGUACUGGUACGAGCAGGUGCUGCGGGAGGGAGCCUCCUCCCUCGACAGCGGCACUGUCAGCCUGCAGCUCUCCAACUCCUUCAGCCUCUUCGAGCUCAUCGAGCAGUGCAACAUGCAGAUGGAGUGACCCCCACCCACCCUGCUCCCUUGUGGCCCCCCAGGACAGGCACCAGCCAGCAGGGGCCCACCGGGCAUUGGGGGCCAUGCAAACCGGCAUCCCCCCAGGAACACCGUGGCAGGAUGCCUAUGGUGGGGACCUUUCCUCCUCCACUCCCCCCACCCCAAGGACAGCUUCACCGGCCGGUCCCGGAGCUGACACGUUGCUUUUCCCCCCUCUGUCAGCUGCUAACGUGUGUUUUUUGUGGAGUGUGGUCAUUUACAGAUUUAUUUUCUUAAGUUUUCUAAGUUUAAAUAUAUAUGUAUAGAAAGGUG
Gymnogyps californianus (California condor) is the source of this 1870-nucleotide messenger RNA. RefSeq names its product interferon regulatory factor 7 (gene IRF7). Gene Ontology annotation, cellular component: nucleus. Lineage: Eukaryota; Metazoa; Chordata; Aves; Accipitriformes; Cathartidae. Gene Ontology annotation, biological process: immune system process; regulation of transcription by RNA polymerase II. Gene Ontology annotation, molecular function: DNA-binding transcription factor activity, RNA polymerase II-specific; protein binding; RNA polymerase II cis-regulatory region sequence-specific DNA binding. Bases 48 to 1565 code for a protein of 505 amino acids. The record is from RefSeq and is a predicted model, not a curated record. The transcript is spliced from 11 exons.